UCCAUGGAGCCCCCGACUGCGCUGCUCGGCUGCCCGGCGGCCGCCGCUGGGGCCGGGGCCGAGGACGACGAGGAGGACGAGGAGGAGACGGCGCCGCUGCCCUACUGGACGGCCGUGUUCGAGUACGAGGCGGCGGGCGACGACGAGCUGACCCUGCGGCCGGGCGACGUGCUGCAGGUGCUGUCCAAGGACUCGCAGGUGUCGGGCGACGAGGGCUGGUGGACCGGCCAGCUGCGCCAGCGCGUCGGCAUCUUCCCCAGCAACUACGUGACCCCGCGCAGCAGCGCCUUCUCCGGCCGGGCCGGGGCCGGGGGACGCGGAGGAGACGACCCCGGCCGACACCCGCCGAUUCAGUUGUUAGAGAUUGACUUUGCGGAGCUGACACUGGAAGAGAUCAUCGGCAUUGGGGGCUUUGGGAAAGUCUAUCGUGCUUUCUGGGUAGGGGAUGAGGUCGCCGUGAAGGCCGCUCGCCACGACCCUGACGAGGACAUCAGCCAGACCAUUGAGAAUGUUCGUCAGGAGGCCAAGCUCUUUGCCAUGCUGAAGCACCCCAACAUCAUUGCCCUUCGGGGCGUGUGUUUGAAGGAACCCAAUCUCUGCCUGGUCAUGGAGUUUGCUCGAGGAGGGCCUCUGAACAGAGUGUUGUCUGGGAAGAGGAUUCCCCCGGACAUCCUGGUGAACUGGGCUGUACAGAUUGCCAGAGGGAUGAACUACUUACACGAUGAGGCCAUUGUCCCCAUCAUCCACCGCGACCUUAAGUCCAGUAACAUAUUGAUCCUCCAGAAGGUAGAAAAUGGAGACCUGAGCAACAAGAUCCUCAAGAUCACUGACUUUGGUCUGGCUCGAGAAUGGCACCGAACCACCAAGAUGAGUGCAGCAGGCACCUAUGCUUGGAUGGCACCGGAAGUCAUCCGUGCGUCCAUGUUUUCCAAAGGCAGCGAUGUGUGGAGCUAUGGGGUGCUGCUUUGGGAGCUACUGACCGGUGAGGUGCCCUUUCGAGGAAUUGAUGGCUUAGCAGUAGCUUAUGGAGUGGCCAUGAACAAACUCGCCCUUCCCAUCCCUUCUACCUGCCCAGAACCAUUUGCCAAACUUAUGGAAGAUUGCUGGAAUCCUGACCCCCAUUCCCGACCAUCCUUCACAAAUAUCCUAGACCAGCUAACUACCAUCGAGGAGUCUGGUUUCUUUGAAAUGCCCAAGGAUUCCUUCCACUGCCUGCAGGAUGACUGGAAACAUGAGAUUCAGGAGAUGUUUGACCAACUCAGGGCUAAGGAAAAGGAGCUUCGCACCUGGGAAGAGGAGCUGACCCGGGCUGCGCUGCAACAGAAGAACCAGGAGGAGCUGCUGCGGCGGCGGGAGCAGGAGCUGGCUGAGCGUGAGAUCGACAUCCUGGAGCGAGAGCUCAACAUCAUCAUCCACCAGCUGUGCCAGGAGAAGCCACGGGUGAAGAAACGCAAGGGCAAGUUCCGGAAGAGCCGGCUGAAGCUCAAGGAUGGAAACCGCAUCAGCCUUCCCUCUGAUUUCCAGCACAAGUUCACUGUGCAGGCAUCCCCUACCAUGGAUAAAAGGAAGAGUCUCAUCAGCAGCUGUGCCAGCCCUCCUGCAAGCCCCACCAUUAUUCCUCGCCUUCGAGCCAUCCAGUUGACACCAGGAGAAUGCAGCAAAACCUGGGGCCGGAGCUCCAUCAUCCCAAAAGAGGAAGGGGAGGAGGACGAGAAGCGGGUCCCCAAGAAGAAGGGACGAACUUGGGGUCCUGGAACACUGGGUCAGAAGGACCUUGCUUCAGGAGAUGAAGGAUCCCCUCAGAGACGUGAGAAAGCUAAUGGCUUAAGUGUCCCAUCAGAAUCUCCACAUUUCCACUUGGGCCUCAAGUCCCUGGUCGAUGGAUACAGACAAUGGUCCUCCAGUGCCCCCAACCUGGGAAAAGGCCCAAGGAAUAGCCCUGCACUGCCAGGGUUCACCAGCCUUAUGGAGAUGGAGGACGAGGACAGCGAGGGCCCGCAGAAUGGGGACAGCCGUCUCCAGCACUCCCCCAACCAGUCCUACCUCUGUAUCCCGUUCCCUCGUGGAGAGGAUGGGGAAGGUCCCCCAGACGGAGCCCACGAGGAGCCCACCCCGGUCAACUCGGCCACCAGUACCCCUCAGCUGACACCCACCAAUAGCCUCAAGCGGGGCGGGAGUCAGCACCGCCGCUGUGAAGCAGCUCUGCUGGGUUGCGGGGCUGUGCUGGCCGCUGCGGGCCUGGGCUUCGAUCUUCUGGAAGCUGGCCGGUGCACCCUGCUCCCACCGGAAGAGCCCGAGCCACCAGCCCGGGAGGAGAAGAAGCGGCGUGAAGGUCUCUUCCAGAGGGCCAGCCGGCCUCGCCGGAGCACCAGCCCCCCGUCCCGCAAGCUCUUCAAGAAGGAAGAGCCCCAACUAUUGCUCGGGGACCCUUCCGCGUCUCUUACGCUACUUUCGCUCUCUUCCAUCUCCGAGUGCAACUCGACCCGCUCCCUGCUCCGCUCUGAUAGUGACGAGAUUGUGGUGUAUGAGAUGCCCGUCAGCCCCGCUGAGGCCCCCACUCUGGCCCCCCGUCCCCUCAACCCCCUGGUCAAUGUCCGGGUGGAACGUUUCAAGCGAGACCCCAAUCAGUCCCUGACGCCCACCCACGUCACCCUCACGGCCCCAACGCAGCCAAGUGCUCACCGGCGGACUCCUUCGGAUGGGGCCCUCAAGCCCCCUGCUCCUGACCCAGCCAGAAGGAGCCCCCCCAGCAGUGGGCUGAGCCCCAGCCCUGGAACAGGACCAUUGAAAACCCCCAGUCCCAGCCGAGACCCAGGGGAAUUCCCCCGGCUCCCUGAUCCCAAUGUGGUCUUCCCCCCAACCCCACGCCGCUGGAACACGCAGCAGGACUCCACCCUGGAGAGACCCAAGACCCUGGAGUUCUUGCCUCGGCCUCGGCCUUCUGCCAACCGGCAACGGCUGGACCCUUGGUGGUUUGUGUCCCCCAGCCAUGCCAAGAGUGCUUCCCCAGCCAAUAGCUCCAGCACAGAGACACCCAGCAACCUGGACUCCUGCUUUGCCAGUAGUAGCAGCACGGUUGAGGAGCGUGCUGGGCUGCCAGCCCUGCUCCCCUUCCAGACGGGGCCACUGCCCCCCACCGAACGGACGCUACUGGACCUCGAUGCAGAAGGCCAGAGCCAGGACAGCACUGUGCCGCUGUGUCGGGCCGAACUGAACACACACAGGCCCGCUGCCUAUGAGAUCCAGCAAGAGUUCUGGUCUUAGCACAGGGAGGGUUGGGGCAGGCCGGGGGUAAAGCCAGAGGCAGGAGAGGGGUGGGUGGAGCUGGCAGCACAGUCUUGGUCUCAGACUUGGAGCCCCCUGAGAUCCAGCCCCAGCUUCUUGCACUGAUAAUGCACUUUGAAGAUGGAAGGGGUAGAACUAGGGCCUCUCUGCUCCUGAGCACGAGGAGGGGCUGUGGCCAUCAGCUUGGGCUGUGUAGGGCACAGGUGCGUGCAUGUCCCCUAUCCUCCACAGUCUUCCUCGCCUUCAGGGUGACCCUGCUAUGUCACUCAGCCAAAUCUGUCUGCUGCUCCAUCUCCCCAG
Suncus etruscus (white-toothed pygmy shrew) is the source of this 3585-nucleotide messenger RNA. It is a transcript of the gene MAP3K9, whose product is annotated as mitogen-activated protein kinase kinase kinase 9. The record is from RefSeq and is a predicted model, not a curated record. Bases 4 to 3264 code for a protein of 1086 amino acids. Gene Ontology annotation, biological process: protein phosphorylation. Gene Ontology annotation, molecular function: ATP binding; JUN kinase kinase kinase activity; protein binding. NCBI's taxonomy places the organism in Eukaryota, Metazoa, Chordata, Mammalia, Eulipotyphla, Soricidae. The transcript has 12 exons.